Molecule: messenger RNA, 1329 nt
Organism: Megalops cyprinoides (Indo-Pacific tarpon)
Lineage: Eukaryota; Metazoa; Chordata; Actinopteri; Elopiformes; Megalopidae
Product: keratin, type I cytoskeletal 13-like
Exons: 7
Coding region: 1-1329 (442 amino acids)
Molecular function (GO): structural molecule activity
Source: RefSeq, a predicted model, not a curated record
AUGACCUCCUCCUUCUCCAGCCACAGCUUUGUGUCUUCAGGAGGAUCCGUGAGGGGUGCCUCCCUGGGCUCCUCCCAGCUCUCCAUGUCGGCAGGCAGAGGCUCCAUCGGUGCCAUGAGGACCCCCAGUGUAUACAGCGGUGCAGGUGGCUCCAGGGUGCGCAUCUCCAGAGCCUCCAGUUCCUUUUCCAUGGGCAGCUCCGCUGGGGCUGGUGGAGGAUUCAGCUUCAGGUCUGGUGGGGGAUUCAGCUUGGCUGAUGGUGUGGAUUUCAGUGUGGCAGGCAAUGAGAAGUUCACCAUGCAGAACCUGAAUGACCGUCUGGCCACCUACCUGGAGAAGGUGCGCUCUCUGGAGAAGGCCAAUGCUGAACUGGAGCUGAAGAUUCAUCAGUUCCUGAAGAGCAAGACCUCCCCCGCUGCCCGUGACACCAGCAGCUUCCAAAUUACUACCCGUGAUCUGCUAGCCAAGAUUCAGGAUGCCAUCCUUGUCAAAGGAACAAUCUAUCUCUCCAUUGAUAAUGCCAAAGUGGCUGCUGAUGACUUUAGAUACAAGUAUGAGAAUGAGCUGGUCAUGCGGCAGUCUGUGGAAGCUGACAUCGCUGGGCUGAGGAGAGUGCUGGAUGAGUUGAAAAUGGUUAAAGGAGAUCUAACCAUGCAGACUGAGGGGCUGAUGGAGCAGCUCCUAUUCUUAAAGAAAAACCAUCAGGAGGAGCUUAUGGCUAUGAGGGUGCAGAUGACUGGCCAAGUCCAUGUGGAAGUGGACGCUGCUCCUCAGGAAGAUCUUGGAAAAGCAAUGGCUGAAAUCCGUACGCAGUAUGAAGCAGUAGCUGCAAAGAAUCACAGAGAUUUGGAGGCCUGGUUCCAGUCUAAGACAGAGGAACUUAAGAAGGAGGUUGUGUCUAGUACAACUACAUUGCAAUCCUCCAGAUCAGAGGUCACUGAAGUGAAACGGGAAAUGCAGUCUUUGGAAAUUGAACUGCAGUCGCUCCUAAGUCUGAAAGCAUCUCUAGAAAGCACCCUUGCAGAGACUGAGGCCCGUUACUCCAUGAAGCUGUCUGGGCUCCAGGUGCAAGUGACCAGCAUGGAGGAGCAGCUGGUGCAGCUGCGUGCUGACAUGGAGCGGCAGAGUCAGGAGUACAAGAUGCUGCUGGACAUCAAGACUCGGCUGGAGAUGGAGAUUGCAGAGUACAGGAGGCUGCUGGAUGGAGAGACGACUGCCAGAUCCACCUCCAGUUCUACCAGCAGGACAAGAGUGGUCACUGUUGUUGAGGAGAUGGUGAAUGGCAAAGUUGUGUCUUCUUCCACCACCUCAUCAUCAAGUCGGCGAUGA